Scaptodrosophila lebanonensis is the source of this 2436-nucleotide messenger RNA. RefSeq names its product lamin-C. The record is from RefSeq and is a predicted model, not a curated record. The transcript has 4 exons. Bases 187 to 2106 code for a protein of 639 amino acids. Lineage: Eukaryota; Metazoa; Arthropoda; Insecta; Diptera; Drosophilidae.
CAAACGGACGUGCACCGCGCUGCACAACAGAACACCAGUGCACAUAAGAGAAACAUAUAUAGAAACAAAUAGAAAACAAUCCAAAUAUACGCACACAUUCAUACAUAACAGUGCAAAGGCGCACCGUGUACUUAAUAUUUCCACAUUUGAUUCUUCAUUGAAAGUCGCAGUCGAAAAACGUCAAAAAUGUCCGCACGCCGCGUCACAGUCGGUACACGCGUCUCGCGCGCCAGUAAUUCCACGCCCGUGGGCGGCGCAUCGACGUCCUCGCGUAUAGGGGCCACCAGCCCCACCAGUCCGGCGCGUACCACCCGCCUACAGGAGAAAGAGGAGCUGCAGCACCUGAACGAUCGCCUCGCUUGUUACAUCGAUCGCAUGCGCAACCUGGAGAACGAGAACAGCCGGUUGACUCAGGAAUUGCAUCUAGCACAGGACACUGUGAACCGUGAAACGUCCAAUUUGAAGGCGGUCUAUGAGAAGGAGUUGGCCGCCGCCCGUAAGCUGCUCGACGAGACGGCCAAGGAGAAGGCCAAGCUGGAGAUCGAUAUCAAGCGCUUGUGGGAAGAGAACGACGACUUGAAGGCAAGACUAGAUAAAAAGACGAAGGAGGCAACCGUAGCCGAGAAUAAUGCACGCCUCUAUGAAUCUCGAUUCACCGAAAUCAAUGGCAAGUACAACCAAGCCUUGGCCGACCGCAAGAAGGCUGAUGACCAGGCCAAGGAACUGGCAGCAGAAAAUGAGCGCCUGCGCCGACAGCUGGAUGAUCUGCGGAAGCAGUUGGAGGCGGAGACAUUGGCCCGCGUCGAUCUGGAGAACCAGAACCAGAGUCUGCGCGAAGAACUGGCCUUCAAGGAGCAGAUUCACGGACAGGAGUUGACGGAAACACGCUCGCGCCGACAAAUUGAGAUCAGCGAAAUCGAUGGACGGCUGGCCCGGCAGUACGAGGCGAAGUUGCAGCAAUCACUGCAGGAGUUGCGCGAUCAGUACGAAGCACAGAUGCGUGCCAAUCGUGAAGAGAUCGAGCUUCUGUACGAUAAUGAGAUACAGAAUCUGAAGGCGGCAGCAGCGCGCGCUGCUCAGGGCUCAGUACAUGCUACAGAGGAGGUUCGUAUAAUGCGUACCAAGAUUGAUGGACUCAAUGCUAAGCUGCAGGACCUGGAGAGCACAAAUGGAACGCUAAAUAGUCGCAUACGUGAAUUGGAGAAUCUCUUGGAUACUGAGCGUCAACGUCACAAUCAGUACAUUGCGUCCUUGGAGGCCGAGUUGCAGCGCAUGCGUGAUGAAAUGGCGCACCAAUUGCAAGAGUAUCAGGAUCUGAUGGAUAUCAAGGUAUCACUGGAUCUAGAACUCGCUGCAUACGACAAAUUGCUCUGUGGUGAAGAGCGUCGUCUAAAUAUAACUUCACCCGGACGCCCUGGCACUGACUCGGGCAUCUCCAGCAAUGGAACACACUUGACCGCCAGUGGUUCGCGAUCUGGACGCGUAACGCCUAGCGGACGCCGUUCGGCCACGCCUGGAAUUUCGGGCUCUGGAGCCGUCAAGCGACGCCGCACGGUGAUCGACGAAAGCGAAGAUCGCACCCUGUCUGAAUACUCUGUAAAUGCGGCCGCAAAAGGUGAACUUGAGAUCAUCGAGGCAGAUACCGAAGGACGUUUCAUUAAACUGCACAACAAAGGCACCGAGGAGAUUAAUUUGACGGGUUGGCAGCUUACACGCAUUGCCGGCGACGAGGAACUAGCCUUCAAGUUCUCCCGUGGCUCCAAGGUUCUAGGCGGCGCUAGUGUGACCAUCUGGUCCGUGGAUGCGGGUGCAGCACAUGACCCACCAAACAAUUUGGUGAUGAAGAAGAAGUGGCCCGUCGCCAAUUCCAUGCGUAGUGUGUUGGCUAAUGCCGACAAAGAGGUGAGAGUCUUGUCGAUUUACAACACGUGCGGCACCUGCGACAUCUGCCGACAUUGCCAGCACCUCGAGUUUGUGCUCGACCAGAUGUUGCCAGCUACGACCGUGUGCGUGCAAACGUUUCCAGCCACGUCUCCCGGCAUAGGUCCAGCGGCACCCCCAGCACGGGUUUUACUCUCGGUUCCGGCGCGGGUUCCACCGGUGUGAGAAGUCUGUUCUCGUUGUUGUUCUAGACAGCUAACCGAACGGAAAGUACCGUACACAUCCAUACAGAGACUCACAGACUCGCACGAGGACGCGAUACUCACUCAGACACAAACACAUCAUCAGACAUCGGCUUGAUGCAUAUCUAAGAACGCGUGAGGCGCUCAAAAUGCUACUGCAAGAGUGCAAUUUACAAUACAAGUACAACAAGAACAACACUUAUAACACACUGCUCUAUGUUAUAUGCUUAAGAAUUUCAACUUUUUUUGUAAUUUAUCAUUUUAUGGAAAAUGCAUUUGAUAAAUCAUAUCGUAAAUAAAAGGCAAGAAAACG